UAUACAUUUAGUGCAUUAAGUGAAGAAAUGUCAGAUGUUGACAUGGGGGGUCUUGACCCCUUCACCAUUUAUAGUCGUUCCGCCCCUGUAUUCAAUCAUUUUAGCCCAGACUCUGUCCAAAACAUCAGAUCUCAUCUGAUCGAGCACUCACCGCUACAACAAUGGGGGAAAAGAAGGUGACUAUAAUGAUUCUGAAGGUAGACCUUCAGUGUGAAAAAUGCUACAGGAAGGUCAAAAAAGUUCUAUGUAAAUUCCCUCAAAUACGAGACCAGGCGUACGACGAGAAGAACAACCUGGUGAUCAUCAAAGUGGUCUGCUGCAAUCCUGAAAAGAUCAGGGACAAGCUAUGCUGCAAAGGAGGUGGAUGCAUUAAGAGCAUCGAGAUCAAAGAGCCCGAGAAGCCCAAGCCUCCUCCUCCUCCUCCGGCGCCGAAACCCGCUCCGGCUCCACCUCCGGCGCCGAAACCUGCUCCGGCUCCACCUCCGGCUCCGAAACCUGCUCCGCCUCCACCUCCGGCGCCUAAACCAGCUCCAGCUCCGGAGCCAAAACCUGCUCCGGUUCCUCCUUGCUGUCCGCGGCCUGUGCACCCGUGUUGUAUGGAUUGUUACGAAGGGCGUCGUGGUGGACCUUGUGAGACUGGGUAUGGUUACGGUGGGCGUGCCCCGGCUCCGGUUCCUGCUUGCCCUCCGUGGCCGGUGAACCCGUGUUGUAUGGAUUGUUACGAAGGGCGUCCUGGUGGUCCCUGCGAAACUGGGUAUGGUUACGGUAGGCCUGCCCCUUACAUACAGUACGAUGGCUACUAUGGAAUGCCGGUCUAUGAUAGUUACGGCGGUGGGAGGAGCUAUACUACUAGUUACUGCGUGACCCGCCCCGAUUGUUUCAGAGAAGAAAAUCCUCAAGCGUGCGCCAUCAUGUAAUAAAACCAUACGUACCUACCUACUGUGCCUUUUGCUGCCUUUGUGGGGAAGUUUCCAUCAGCUCGAUCGGUGGUCCUUCAUUUUUAAGUUGUACGACGUUGAAGUAAAGAAUAAAAAGUAUG
This is a messenger RNA of Rosa rugosa (rugosa rose), 1039 nucleotides long. RefSeq lists its product as uncharacterized. NCBI's taxonomy places the organism in Eukaryota, Viridiplantae, Streptophyta, Magnoliopsida, Rosales, Rosaceae. Gene Ontology annotation, molecular function: metal ion binding. Bases 162 to 917 code for a protein of 251 amino acids. The transcript has 3 exons. Gene Ontology annotation, biological process: regulation of defense response to fungus. The record is from RefSeq and is a predicted model, not a curated record.